Penaeus vannamei (Pacific white shrimp) is the source of this 3009-nucleotide messenger RNA. NCBI's taxonomy places the organism in Eukaryota, Metazoa, Arthropoda, Malacostraca, Decapoda, Penaeidae. The record is from RefSeq and is a predicted model, not a curated record.
AUGACACUGCCAUACCAAAGCGUCGGAACAGAAUCCUUACAAAAACAUGUCCUGAACUUGCAUAAGCUACCGGCACUGCUCUGGUGUCCACUCGUGCGUCAGGGAUUAUUCACAUCUAUCCGGAUCUUCUCCCCGGCGUGUUUGCGCACCGCCGGGGUGUGCCGGGAGAGCCACAGAGCCAAGUCGGAAGAAGAGAACCAAGGGAGCCAAGUCGGGAGAGCCAGGGAGCCAAGUCGGGAGAGCCAGAGAACCAAGUCGGAGGAAGAGAACCAAGGGAGCCAAGUCGGGAGAGUCAGGGAGCCAAGUCCGGGAAGAGCCACAGAAGACCAAGUCGGGAGAGCCAGAGAGAAUCAAAUAGAGGGGAGCCAAGUCGGGAGAGCCAGAGAACCAAGUCGGGAGAGCCAGAGAACCAAGUCGGGAGAGCCAGAGAACCAAGUCGGGAGAAGAGAACCAAGGGAGCCAAAGGGGAGAAGAACCAAGUCGGGAAGUCAGAGCCAGGGAGCAAGUCGGAGAGAGAGACCAAGUCGGGAGAGGGAGCCCAAGUCGGGGAGAGCCAGGGAGCCAAGUCGGGAGAGCUCGGGAGAGCCAGGGAGCCAAGUCGGGAGAGCCAGAGGAAACCAAGUCGGAAGAAUGAGAACCAAGGGAAGCCCAAGGUCGGGAGAGCCAAGAGAACCAAGUCGGGAGAGCCAGAGAACCAAGUCGGGAGAGCCAGAGCCAGGGAGCCAAGUCGGGAGAAGCCAGGGAGCCAAGUCCAAGUCGGGAGAGCCAAGGGAGCCCGCAAGUCGGGAGAGCCAGGGAGCCAAGUCGGGAGAGCCAGAGAACCAAGUCGGGAGAGCCAGGGAGCCAAGUCGGGAGAGCCAGGAGUCGGGAGACCAGGGAGCCAAGUCGGAGCCAGAGAACCAAGUCGGAGAACCAAGGGAGGCCAAGUCGGGAGAGCCAGAGAACCAGUCGGGAAAGAAGAGCCAGGGGCCAAGCGGAGAGAGCCAGAGUCGGAGAGCCAGCCAAGUCGGAGAGCCAGAGAACAAAGAGCCAGGGACCAAGUCGGGAGAGCCAGAGAACCAAGUCGGGAAGAAGAGAACCAAGUCGGAGAGCCAAGUCGGGAGAGCCAGAGAACCAAGUCGGAAGAAGAGAACCAAGGGAGCCAAGUCGGGAGAGCCAGAGAACCAAGUCGGGAGAGCCAGGGAGCCAAGUCGGGAGAGCCAGAGAACCAAGUCGGAAGAAGAGAACCAAGGGAGCCAAGUCGGGAGAGCCAGAGACCAAGUCGGGAGAGGCCAGGGGAGCCAAGUCGGGAGAGCCAGGGUCGGGAGAGCCAGGGAGCCAAGUCGGGAGAGCCAGAGAACCAGUCGGGAGAGAGCCAGGGAGCCAAGUCGGGAGAGCCAGUCGGAGAGCCAGAGGAGCCAAGUCGUCGGGAAAGAGCCAGAGAACCAAGUCGGGAGAGCCAGGGAGCCAAAGUCGGGAGAGCCAGAGAAACAAGUCCGGAAGAAGAGACCAAGGGAGCCAAGUCGGGGAGAGCCAGAGAACCAAAGGUCGGAAAAAAGAAGAGAACCAAGGGAGCCAAGUCGGGAGAGCCAGAGAACCAAGUCGGGAGAGCCCAGGGAAGCCAAGUCGGGAGAGCCAGGGAGCCAAGUCGGGAGAGCCAGAGAACCAAAGUCGGCCAAGUCGGAAGAGCCAAGGGAGAAGAAGCCAAGUCGGAAGAAGAGAACCAAGGGAGCCAGUCGGGAGAGCCAGAGAACCAAGUCGGGAGAGGCCGUCGGGAGAGCCAGAGUUCGAGGAAGCCAAGAAGAGCCAAGUCGUCGGAGAGCCAGGGAAGCCAAGUCGGGAGAGCCAAGGGAGCGCAAGUCCGGGAGAGCCAGAGAACCAAGUCGGAAGAAGAGAACCCAAGGUCGAGCCAAGUCGGGAGAAGCCAGAGAACCAGAGAACCAAGUUCGGGAGAGCCAGGGAGCCAAGUCGGAGAGAGCCAGAAAGAACCAAGUCGGGAAGAGCCAAGCCAAGUCGGAGAGCCAGGGAGCCAAGUCGGAGAGCCAGAGCCAGAGAACGCAAUCGGGAAGAGCAAAGGGAGCCAAUCGGGGAGAGCCCAGAAGCCAAGUCGGAGGAAGAGAACCAAGGAGGCCAAAGUCGGGAGAGUCAGGAGCCAAGUCGGAAAAGAGCCAACAGGGAACCAAGUCGGGAGAGCCAGAGAACCAAAAUAGGGAAGAACCAGGGAGCCAAGUCGAGAGAGCCAAGUCGGGAGAGCCAGAGAACCAAGUCGGGAGAGCCAGAAGAACCAAGUCCCAGAGGAGCCAAGGGAGCACCAAGUCGGGAGAGCCAGAGGUCGGAAGAAGACCCAAGUCGGGAGGAGAGCCAGCCAAGUCGGGACAGCCAGGGAGCCAAGUCAGGGAGAAGCCAGAGAACCAAGUCGGAAGAAGAGAACCAAAGGGAGCCAAGUCGGGAGAAGCCAGAGAACCAAAGUCGGAAGAAGAGAACCAAAGGGAGCCGGGAAGUCGGGAGAGCGCAGAAGAACCAAGAAACCAGAGUCGGGAGAGCCCAAGUCGGGAGAGCCAAGUCGGGAGAACCCAGCCAAGUCCGGGAGAGCAGAGAACCAAGUCGGGAGAGCCAGAGAACCAAGUCGGGAAGAGCCAGAGAGCCAGAGAAACCGCAGAGAACCAAGUCGGGAGAAGAACCAAGUCGGGGAGAGCCACAGAGCACCAAGUCGGGAGAGCCAGAGAACGCGUCGGAGAGCCAGAGAACCAAGUCGGAGAGCCAGAAGAACGGAGAGCCAGAACCGUAGGGAGAGCCACAGUCGGGAGAGCCAGAGAACCAGAGUCGGGAGAGCCAGAGAACCAAGUCGGAGAGCCAGACCCAAGUCGGGAGAGCCAGAGAACCAAGUCGGGAGAGCCAGAGAACCAAGUCGGGAAGAGCCAAAGGGAGCCAAAGUUCGGGAGAAGCCCCAGAGAACCAAGUCGGGGGAGCCAGAGAACCAAGUCGGGAGAGCCAUUACCACCCAUUCGGGCCGCUUGGAAAACGCUAUGA